UCCAUUUUCACCCUUCUAUGCACUCUGUAAUUAACAGAUUACAGAGCCAGCCAGCAUAAAGAUAACCUAAUUUCUUUAUAAAAUAAAGAUGAUGUGAAGAAUCUGAACAUCUCCUCUCUCUCCGUCACACCAACAAUGGACUUUGUGUGUGAGAGAGAGCCCUAAAUAUUCCCCAAUCUUUUUUUGAAUUGUUUCUGUUAUUUUUUAUGAUUGAUGGCAGCUACGAGUCUAGCACCGGAGCCACCACCAGCAAUCGCAGAGGUGUUUCCAUGGCUGAAAACCCUACCUCUGGCGCCGGAGUAUCAUCCCACUCCGGCCGAGUUUCGAGAUCCGAUUGCUUACAUUUUCAAAAUCGAGGAGGAGGCCUCGAAGUAUGGCAUCUGCAAAAUUGUGCCCCCUGUUUCCCCUGCUGCAAAGAAGACUGUAAUUGCUAACUUCAAUCGCUCGCUAGCUGCAAGAGCGGCUGCGUCCUCCUCUGGCUCGAAAUCAGCACCCACAUUCACCACCCGCCAGCAGCAGAUCGGGUUCUGCCCUCGAAAGUCUCGCCCGGUGCAGAAGCCCGUAUGGCAGAGUGGGGAGAACUAUACGUUCCAGAAAUUUGAGACCAAGGCGAAGAGUUUUGAGAAGAAUUAUCUGAAGAAAUGCUUGAAGAAGGGCUCUCUCUCGCCUCUGGAGAUCGAAACACUCUAUUGGAAGGCAACUGUGGACAAGCCGUUCUCAGUGGAGUACGCAAAUGACAUGCCGGGCUCUGCUUUCACGCCAAUGAAGAGUGAUGGCGGGAGAGAGGCAGGGGAAGGGGUAACGCUUGGUGAGACGGCGUGGAAUAUGAGAGGAGUGUCGAGGGCAACAGGGUCGUUGUUGAGGUUCAUGAAGGAGGAUAUUCCUGGGGUUACUUCGCCUAUGGUUUAUGUAGCAAUGUUGUUCAGCUGGUUUGCUUGGCAUGUGGAGGAUCACGACUUGCAUAGCUUGAAUUACUUACAUAUGGGGGCCGGGAAGACCUGGUAUGGUGUUCCUAGGGAAGCAGCUGUGGCAUUCGAGGAGGUAGUGAGGGUUCAUGGCUAUGGAGGAGAGAUCAAUCCUCUUGUUACUUUUGCUAUUCUUGGUGAGAAGACCACGGUUAUGUCUCCUGAAGUAUUUCUAGGUGCAGGGGUGCCGUGCUGCAGGUUAGUGCAGAAUGCUGGGGAGUUUGUUGUUACUUUCCCUAGAGCUUAUCAUACGGGGUUCAGUCAUGGGUUUAAUUGUGGGGAAGCAGCAAAUAUUGCCACUCCGGAAUGGUUGAGAGUAGCUAAAGAUGCAGCUAUUCGUAGAGCUUCAAUCAAUUACCCUCCAAUGGUGUCUCAUUUCCAGUUACUUUAUGACCUUGCUCUAAAUCUAUGUUCAAGAAUACCAACGGUCAUAAAUUCUAAACCACGCAGUUCUCGACUGAAAGAUAAGAAAAGAGGUGAAGGUGAAACCCUUGUUAAGAGGCUAUUUGUGCAGAAUGUAAUGGACAAAAAUGACCUACUGCAUCUUCUUGGGAAAGGUUCUUCUGUCGUACUUCUUCCCCAAAGUUCUUCGGAUAUUUCUGUCUGUUCAAAUUUACGUGUUGGAUCCCAAUUAAGAGCGACUCCAGGGAUGUCUUUUGAUCUAUGCCGAACAACAGAACGAAUGAAAUCCUCAAAAAGUUCAGUUUUUGAUGAUAUGAUGUUAGACAGGGGCCGCGGAAUCUUGCAAGUUAAGGGCUUCUUAUCAGUGAAAGAGAAGUUUGCAUUUUUAUGUGAAAGGAACAGGAUUUCCUCAUUAAAGAGAGAUGAUAAUAUGUGCACUGUGAAUGCUGAGACCAAAUUACACUCUGAUAAAUUGUCUGAUCAGAGACUGUUUUCAUGUGUUACGUGUGGAAUUUUGAGCUUUGACUGUGUUGCUAUUGUUAAACCACAAGAAGCAGCCGCCAGAUACCUCAUGUCAGCUGACUGCAGCUUUUUUAAUGAUUGGAUUGCUGGUUCUGGAUUAAGUGGAUUGAAAGACAAGAGCACCCCGGAUGGUUUAUAUGAUGUUCUCGUUCAAUCUGCUAAUUACAAAAUUCAGAUGGCACAUCAUAGUGGUGAAGAAGUUUUGGAUGCUGAAGCAGGAAAAGAUACCCCAGCUCUUGACCUAUUAGCUUCAACCUAUGGAACUUCAUCUGAUUCUGAAGAAGAUAAGUCUGAACCAGAUGUUCAUCAUUAUGCUGAAGAAACUAACAUCACAAACUCUCCAUCGGAGGAAGCCCAGGGUCAGAACAUUGGCUUGCAUUUUCAGGUGCAAGAUUUCCAUAGUGAGGCAGCUGAGGGUUGCAAGGAAUCGCCGUCAGAACGUGGUUGUGGGGAUCAAGUUCACCUGCACACUGAUUACUGUACCGAACAUGAACAUAAUGUAACUAUUUUGAAUGAGAGAAAUCAGCAAGUUUCUGACUUAUCUGCUGUGUACGAAACUGGGAACAGCAACAUUUUGGAGGGUAGACCAAGAGUAUCAAAUGCAACUUAUAAUUGUUCCCCAGUUGUCUGCAAUCUUGAGAAAAAUAAUUUUAGCCAGGCCAUUGUACCUAAAGAGAAUUCAGCGUCAUUUCCCUUGCAGUCUGAUGAAGAUUCUUCUCGAAUGCAUGUCUUUUGUCUUGAGCAUGCUGUUGAAGUAGAACAGCAACUUCGUGCUAUAGGUGGAGUGCAUGUUAUGCUUCUAUGCCAUCCAGAGUAUCCCAAGAUAGAGGCUGAAGCCAGGUCAGCAGCAGAAGAACUGGGAAUGGAUCAUACUUGGUAUGAUAUCACUUUCAGAAAUGCCACCAGAGAGGAUGAAGAGAAAAUUCAAUCAGCUUUGGAUAGUGAGGAAACCUUACCUGGGAAUGGGGACUGGACAGUAAAGUUGGGCAUUAAUCUCUUCUACAGUGUGAACCUCAGCCGUUCUCCUCUGUACAGUAAGCAGAUGCCUUACAAUUCUGUUAUUUAUAAUGCAUUUGGUCGUGCUUCUUCACUUAGCACGCCCCCAGGCAUUAACUUCAAUGUGAGGAGGCCUGGCAAGCAGAAAAAAGUGGUGGCUGGGAAAUGGUGUGGAAAAGUAUGGAUGUCAAAUCAAGUCCAUCCUUUUCUAGCACAAAGGGAUUCUGAGGACCAGGAUCUGGAAAUAGAACGUGAAAGAAGCUUGCAUGGUCAGGCAAUGCCAGAUGAACAUCUAGAAAGGGAAUUACAAAGCACCUGCAAAUCUGAAACUGUCCAGCUUGCUAGAAAGUCCAGGAGGAAGAGGAAAAUGAUUUCUGGGCAGGGAUCCGCUAAGAAAGUCAAAUGUGUUGAGAAAGAGGAUGCAGCUUCAGGUGAUCCAAUGGAGAAUAAGUCUCCCAACCCGCAUAGGAGAAUUCUUAGUUGGAGGCCGAUCAAGCGUAUGGAGGGAGAAGAAGUUUCGUAUGAUUCACCAGAGUCCACUUCAAGUCAGCUGCAUAGGAGGAUACCUAGAAGCAAGCUGCCAAAAUGCGCUGAGAGAGAAGAAUCAGUUUCGGAUGAUUCGCUGGAUGAAGAUUCUCAUCAACAGUAUAGGGAGAUUCGUAGAAGCAAGCAAACCAAAAUUGAGAGAGGAAGUGUAGUUUCACAUGAUCUGUUGGGUAAAAGAUUUGGGAAGCAGUAUGCCAGGAUUCAUCGAUGCAAGCAAGCCGUAUCUGUUGAGAGAGAAAAUGCGAUUUCAGAUAAUUCAGAGGAAGAUACCUUUUAUCAACAGGAGAGGAAGAUUCCAGGAAGCAUGCGAAACAAAUUUAUUGAGGAAGACAUAGUUUCAGAUGAUUCACUGGAGGAUACUUCAGAUUGGGUGCACAGAGGGUUUCAAGGAAGCAAGCAAGCCAAAUUUAGUGAGAUGGGAGCUGCAGUUUCUGAUGGCUGUAUGGAACAAAACUCUCGUCAGCAGCAUAGGAAGGUUCCAAAAGGCCCACAAACUGAAUUUAUUGAGAAAGAGGAUUUUGAUUUGGACAAUUCUUUUGAGAGGGAAGUUUCAGUUUCUGAUGAUUAUGUGGAAGAGAAUUCUCAUCAGCAACAUAUGAGGGCUUCAAGAAGCAAGCCAACCAAAGGUUUUGAGUUGGAAGAUUCAACUUUGAGUGAUUUUCUGGAAGAUAAUACUUUCCAGCAGUGUAGGAGGAUUCGCAGCAGGAAGCAAGUGAAACAUGCUGAGCAAGAAGAUGCUCCUUCAGAUGACGCUUUGGACGAUAAUACUCUUUUGCAACAUAAAAAGAUUCUCAGAAGCAAGGAGGCGAAAUGUAUUGAAGCGGAAGAUGCAGCUUCUUAUAAUUCAAUGGAUGAUGAUGACUCUCUCCAGCAGCAUAAGCGAAGUCUUAGAAGCAAGCAGAAGAAAGCAGUGACCCCUCGCCAAAUGAAACAAGAGAACCCUGGACGUAGGAAACAGGGGAGCCUUCAGCUACAGAAACAAGGGAACCCUCGAGUGUUGAAACAAGAGAAUGCUAGAUUAAUUAAACAAGAAAUGCAAAUUAAACAAGAGACUCCACGUGUUCACAAUUUUAAAAGUGGAGGGAACACGAGACAGAGAAAUUCUUGUAUUGAUCAGGAACUGGAAGGCGGCCCUAGCACACGUCUUAGGAAAAGGACUUCAAAGCCUUCAAACGAGGUAGAGAGCAAAUUGAAAGUGAAGCAGGCUAGCAAGAAGAACGCUACUAAAGCUUCAGCCACGAAGGUUAAUGCUGGUCGCAACAGUGCAAAAUUGAGGAAUGAGGAAGCAGAAUACCAAUGUGAUAUUGAGGGCUGUACCAUGACUUUUAACUCGAAACAGGAGCUUGUUGUGCAUAAAAGAAACAUAUGUCCUGUCAAAGGGUGUGGAAAGAAGUUCUUCUCACACAAGUAUCUGGUGCAGCACCGUCGAGUCCACAUAGAUGACCGCCCCCUCAAGUGCCCUUGGAAGGGCUGCAAGAUGACUUUCAAAUGGGCAUGGGCUCGAACUGAACACAUUAGGGUCCACACGGGUGCUCGUCCCUACGUGUGUGCUGAGGCAGGAUGUGGGCAGACAUUCCGAUUUGUGUCAGAUUUUAGUCGUCACAAGCGGAAGACUGGUCACUCUUCAAAGGCCAGAGGAUAAUCUGAAGAUUGUAAUUUAACAUUGCUAAUGAGACUAUUGUUCGAUUGACGGGUAGGGUUAGGCCUAGCCAAAAAAUGGAUUAGGAAAUCAACUGUAAUUGUCAUUCAGGGUAACAAUUGAUUCUGUUUUACCGUGGGUCUUCAUUAGGCCCAUUUUGUUCACUGCAGCCAGAGCCAUUGUUGGAUCUGGAAUUAGAUUUAUUUUCCACGGAUAUUGCAUGUUAAAUGAUCUGCGUACACCUUAUUGUAUAGAGUCUGGUGAAAAUUGUAUUGAGCCGAA
This is a messenger RNA of Tripterygium wilfordii, 5352 nucleotides long. Its product is annotated as lysine-specific demethylase REF6-like. Gene Ontology annotation, cellular component: nucleus. NCBI's taxonomy places the organism in Eukaryota, Viridiplantae, Streptophyta, Magnoliopsida, Celastrales, Celastraceae. The transcript is spliced from 7 exons. The record is from RefSeq and is a predicted model, not a curated record. Gene Ontology annotation, molecular function: histone H3K4me/H3K4me2/H3K4me3 demethylase activity. Gene Ontology annotation, biological process: chromatin remodeling. The coding region runs from base 214 to 5073 and encodes 1619 amino acids.